Amphibalanus amphitrite is the source of this 1910-nucleotide messenger RNA. Its product is annotated as methionine aminopeptidase 2-like. Lineage: Eukaryota; Metazoa; Arthropoda; Thecostraca; Balanomorpha; Balanidae. Gene Ontology annotation, molecular function: metalloaminopeptidase activity. Bases 210 to 1664 code for a protein of 484 amino acids. The transcript is spliced from 10 exons. The record is from RefSeq and is a predicted model, not a curated record. Gene Ontology annotation, biological process: proteolysis.
GCAUAAGUUAAUCAAGCCUAGUUGGGCAUAAAGUAAAUAUUUUUACCCUGCAUAACUCGUAUUUCAUAUCCUUUCCAUCUUAUCGGUGGAUGAGGAGUAGGGGCAGCGGUCGAAAUCGAUCGAGAUCUAAAUCAAAAUGGAAAGUUCAACCGCUUUUUUCUAGAAUAGGUGGAAGACUCAAUGAAUUUUAAUUGGAAAGCUGCACCGUGAUGGCGGCCGAGGUUGAGACCGCUGUGCAGCCGACGAAGGACCUCGGCGAAGAUGAGCAGGAGGAGGGGGAUGUCAUAGAGGCCACAGAAGGCGACACCACUCAGGCCAGAAGCAAGAAGAAACGCAAGAAGAAAAACAAGGCAGCUGCAGGUGCCGGUGGUGCUGGCGGCUCGGAGGCCGGCGGCGCGGCGACUCAGCUGGCCACUCAGCUGAACGGCCUGGACGUGAAGACCAGCACCGGUCCGGCCGAUGAUGAGGAGGAGGACGAGGAGCCGGCGGCGGGUGGUGAUGCAGCAGGCAAGAAGAAGCGGAAAAGGAAAAAGAAGAACAAGGGUGGCCCGGUGAAGCAGCAGACCGAUCCUCCUUCAAUACCCGUCGUUGAAAUGUACCCCAAAAAUACCGCGCCCAAAGGUCAGCUGAUGGAGUACCCCGCAGUCCAGGACUCGCGCUCGGCGCGGGACCGGUUCACAUCUGAGGAGGCCAAAGCCAGGGACACUGCCUACGAGGAGAUUCACACCGAGCUGCGUAUCGGCGCCGAGGCACACAGACAGACAAGGCAGUAUAUGCAGAAAUGGAUCAAGCCAGGGAUGACCAUGAUCGAAAUCUGCGAGAAACUCGAGAGUAUCGGCCGGGCCACGAUCGUCGAGAACGGUCUCAAGUCUGGCCUGGCGUUCCCCACGGGGUGUUCCAUCAACCACUGCGCUGCGCACUACACGCCUAACGCCGGCGACAAGACGGUCCUCCAGUACGACGACGUAUGCAAAAUCGACUUCGGCACACACAUCAACGGUCGCAUCAUCGACUGUGCGUUCACGUUGACGUUCAACCCCAAGUACGACCGGCUGCUGGAUGCCGUCCGGGACGCCACCAACACCGGUAUCAAGUGCGCUGGUAUCGAUGUCCAGCUGUGCGACAUCGGUGAAGCCAUCCAAGAAGUGAUGGAGUCGUACGAGGUUGAACUGGACGGUAAAACGUACCAGGUGAAGUCAAUCCGCAACCUCAACGGCCACUCCAUAUCGCCAUACCGUAUCCACGCCGGUAAGACGGUGCCGAUCGUCAAGGGCGGUGAGAAGGAACGGAUGGAGGAGAACGAGGUUUACGCCAUCGAGACGUUCGGCAGCACCGGCCGCGGCUUCGUCCACGAGGACAUGGAGUGCUCGCACUACAUGAAAAACUUCGACGUCGGCCACGUGCCGCUGAGACUGAACCGGUCAAAGCAACUGCUCAACACCAUCAACCAGAACUUUGGCACCCUGGCGUUCUGCCGGCGCUGGCUGGACCGGCUCGGCGAAACCAAGUACCUCAUGGCGCUCAAAGACCUCUGUGAGAAGGAGAUUGUGCAGGCGUACCCGCCACUGUGUGACGUCAAGGGCAGCUACACGGCCCAGUACGAGCACACCAUCGUGCUGCGACCCACCUGCAAGGAGGUGGUUACUCGCGGGGACGACUACUGAGCGCCGGCGCCGCGCGGCGGCGGCUCAGAGCGACUUUUUUAAUCCCCACUGACGGCGGAGUUUCGCGGGUGUUUUUGCUAACACUGAGACGUUGACGGACGGCGGAUCGUGUGUAUGAUAGACUGGCUGAUUGUGCGCCGGGGGCGGCGCGGCGCGGCUGGUCAGCACUCUGACGUCACGCCGUCGGGGUGCCUGUCAGUUGUCCGAUACCGGCUUGUUGACGUUAAUAAAGAGCUGGUGUUUGGA